Molecule: messenger RNA, 2007 nt
Organism: Fusarium proliferatum ET1
Lineage: Eukaryota; Fungi; Ascomycota; Sordariomycetes; Hypocreales; Nectriaceae
Exons: 2
Coding region: 1-2007 (668 amino acids)
Biological process (GO): DNA-templated transcription; regulation of DNA-templated transcription
Molecular function (GO): DNA-binding transcription factor activity, RNA polymerase II-specific; DNA binding; zinc ion binding
Source: RefSeq, a predicted model, not a curated record
AUGUCCGAACCACCCGCCAAGCGCCGCAAAGUUCGAAAGGGAACACGAAGCUGCUGGGAAUGCCGCCGCCGCAAGAUAAAAUGCCAGUUCUCAAAGGAAGACGAUCCAAUCUGCAUAGGCUGCACACAGCGCGAGACAAGCUGUAUAUCGCAGGAAUAUGUCCCCACGCCGCCCGCCGCGCCCCAAGACAAGCGUCUUGCCCAGCGCCUCGGCCGUUUGGAGGAGCUGAUGGAGAAGCUGGUCGACAAGCCGCUGCCGUCGCCUGAAUCAGAAGACCCCGCGCUGGAGCGGUUCACGCAGCACACGGCUGAUGUGUUUGAGUCGUCGGUCGUGGAUAAUGCGCAGCAGAUCCUGGAUCAGCCUGACGCUGCGAUCGUGACGCACAGGUUCCCAAGCCGCUCUGCAAAGGCGACGCAUGUGUCUGCGCAGCUGCACGCGCUUUUCCCGUCGCAGCAGAUUCUGUAUGCUAUUUCGCAGCAGAGUCCGGGGGCGCGUUUUGUCCUGGCCAUGUUUUACUCGCAGCAGGAUCAGAUUGAUGGGAAGCCUGAGCCUAUAUCGUCGCUGGCGCAGAUACCGUCCGUUACAAGCCAUCCCGCCAUUCUCGCCAAGCGUCUUCUACAACUUGCUGUUUGUCUGCAGCAGAUGCCUCCAUUCUUCGAUGGGAGUACCCUCGGGUUGAGUAAAUCGCCCCGCGAGACGAUGGAAGAGUGGAUUGCUGUUACUGGACGUCUAGUCACGUCAGACGACGACUUUGUCGGGUGCUUAGAAGGUCUCGAGUGUCUCAUCUUACAGAGCUUCUACCAAAGCGAUGCAGGCCAUUUGCGAAAAGCGUGGUUGACGGGUCGCCGCGCUCUGAACAUGGCGCAGCUCAUGGGCAUUGAUCGCAAGAGUGCCAAGUCAAUCAAAUCCGUAGACCCAUCAUUCAGCAACAAGCAUCGCCCUUCUCCACCAGUCAUUUGGUUCCGCAUCAACUGCAACGAUCGCUACGUCUCUCUCAUUCUCGGGCUGCCUAUCGGCUCGCGCGAUAAUAGCUUCGCAGAAGACAAUGCUCUCGUGUCGGAUGCACCGAGCGACAAGCUUGGCAAAGUGUAUGCGAUGAUGGCGGGUAAGAUCGCGGAUAGGAAUGAGCUCAAGGGAAGCGAGGCAUAUGUCCUCACGCAGUCCAUUGACAUGGAGCUUGAAAAGGCGUACAAGAUGAUGGAUGAUGGUCUGUGGUGGAAAUUACCCGACAUGGCCAUAUGCUGUGGUACAUCCGACGCGUCAGGCGACGGAAUGAGCGUGAUAAAGCUUCAAAUUCGGCACUUCUCGCUUCUCAUUCUUCUCCAUCUUCCCUAUCUUCUUCGCGAUCGCGGCCAACGACGAUACGAGUACAACCGCGCAACAUGCAUGCAAGCAAGUCGCGACGUGCUCGAUCGAUUCCUCGAGUACCGCAAUUGCUUUACUACAUCUGUAUCAGGCCGUCACGUCGAUUACUCCGCCCUUGUAGCGGCCAUGACACUCCUGCUGGGAUACCUCGGGUGGCGCUGGCCAGGCUACGAGACAGAAAAAGAGCACGACAGAGACCUUGCCGAAAGGACACAAGAACGGAUGCAAGAAAUGGGAGCGCUAAAUAAUGACCGGCUCUGCAUUGAAGCGGCGGAAACAAUCCGGCAGCUUCUGCCCAUCGUGCAGAGACAAUCAGGCACGAGCGGAGAAAAUGUCCAUCUCAACGUCCCGUUCCUGGGUACGGUGAACAUCAACCCCGGCCCAACGCCGCCCGCCUCCACAGCGAGCAUGAUAGCGUCCAACAGCACCACGCCCAGUGGCAACGUCGACAUGUCACAGUUCCCGCUGUCAUUCAACUCGCCAAGCUUUGGCUCCGAAAACUGCGACCUAUCCACAACGUGCGCCUUCGCGCCUGAUGUGUUGGACUCCAACUGGCCCUGCUUCACGGCCGACCCUGAGGAUUGGGCACUGCAAGGUGUAGACACUACGUACUGGACUAUGCUCAACAGCAGUAUAGCAUGA